AUGGUUGCUUGGAAAUACUCUGCCGCGGCUCUCGCUGGCAUCGCGACUGUCACUGUUGCCUCGGCCGCCAGGGACGAUGCUGCGCCUGUAAUCGAGCAAAUCCAUGUUCCAGGCGCCUUCAUUGUCGAAUUCGCCGACAGCCAGGAUUCUACCGGGUUUCUAAGCCAAGUCGAGAAAGAGACCGGCCUCUCGAAGGUGUCCCGCCGCCUCACCCUGGAUUCCAAGAUCUUCAAGGGCGUAUCCUUCAGCAUCAAGGACCACAGCAACGAGACGGCCGGCAAAAUUGCCGCUCUCCCCCAGGUCAAGAGGCUGUGGCCCGUCUCCCUCAUCAAGGCCCCCGAUCUCAAGGUGUCUUGGACCGGCAAGGACCCCAAGCACAAGCGCCAGGCGACUUCGGACAGCUGGCCGCCGCACGUCCAGACGCAGGUCGACAAGCUCCGCGCCGGCGGCUUCACCGGCGGGGGCGUGCGUAUCGGUGUCAUCGAUACGGGCGUCGACUACACACACCCGGCCCUCGGUGGCUGCUUCGGCCCCGGAUGCCUGGUCGAGUACGGGUAUGAUUUCGUCGGCGACGCCUUUAACGGGUCAAACGUGCCCGAGCCCGAUGGGGACCCAAUGGAUGACUGCGCCGGCCACGGUACCCACGUGUCCGGCAUCAUCGCGGCGAUGCCUAACCCCAUGGGCUUCACUGGAGCGUCGCCCGACGUCAAGCUUGGCAUGUACCGCACGUUCGGCUGCAGCGGCGGGUCGACGGGCGACAUAAUACUCGCUAGCGUCAUCCAGGCGUUCGAGGACGGCAGCGACAUCAUCACGGGGUCGGUCGGCAGCUACAAUGGAUGGGCCGAAGAGGCCUUCUCCGUGGCGGUCUCGAGGAUUGUGGACGCCGGCGUGCCCUGCACCUUUGCUGCCGGCAAUGAGGUCGGCGGCACCGAGGGCCUGUUCGGCCUCAGCAAUCCCAGCACCGGGGAGGGCGUCAUGUCCAUAUCCUCGUACCAGAGCACAGUGGCGGACGAUCCCGGAAAGGUGUCGUAUUAUACCAGCUGGGGGCCUACUUUCGAACUCACCGUAGCGCCCAGCUUCGGCGCCCCAGGGGGUGAGGUCCUAAGCACAUGGCCCGUUGCGCUUGGGAGCUACGCCGUAUUAUCUGGUACCUCGAUGGCAACUCCUCUUGUCGCUAGCAUUGUCGCUCUCGUCUCUCAAGUUCGUGGGACCCGAGACCCUGACUUGAUCAAGAGACUUCUUGCGUCGACGGCCAAGCCAAACUUUUCACAGGACUAUUUCGACUUAGACUUCAGUGGCGGCCUAGGACCGGUUCCUCAGCAAGGUGCCGGCAUGGUUCAGGCGUACGACGCGGCUUAUACGAGCUCCAUCGUCAGCGUCGCCGGCAUCUCCUUCAACGACACCGACAACCUCGUGUCCGAGACGACCUUCACCGUCACGAACGUCGGGGACACGACGGCGGCGUACAAUGUCUCGCACGUCCCGGCCCUGACCGCCACCACGCUUGGCGGCAUUUACCGCAUGAGUUCGCCGGGGCUCUUCACGUCGUACGCGACGCUGAAGUUCGAACCGGCCACGUUUACUCUGGAGCCGAACGCCAGCGCCGAGAUACGCGUGGCCGUCACGCCCCCGGGAGGGCUCGACGCUGCGUCGUUGCCGGUGUACUCCGGUUGGGUCGCCAUCAACGGUACCAACGCGGAUGGCGACAUCGCCCUCUCCGUGCCGUACCUCGGCGUCGCCGGCUCCAUGAGGAACGUCACAGUCCUCGCCGCCAGCCGUCUUAUUUUAACCCGUAGCGACGACCCGAGGAGCCCGGCCAUACCCGCCAACACGACCUUCCAGGUUUCUGUUCCCGCCGGCCGCCCGGACUGGGCACAGCCUUUACUCAACACGUCGGACCUGGUUUUGUCGGCGGGCGCCCUUCCCUCUCAGUAUGUGUGGCUAGUCAUGGGAAGCGCCGAGGUCCGUCUCGAGGCUGUGCCGAUUACCUCUCCUGGGUCCGAGCCUGACCAGAACGCAAAAGACAACGGGCUUGGCGUCGUCACUCUAGGCAAUAUUGCUGGGUAUCCGGGGACGUUUAUGAGGCCCAUUGGCUGGUUCAGUAACUGGGACGGAGAGCUGGCGGAUGGUUCAUGGGCGCCUGCCGGACGGUAUCAGCUGAGCAUUUUCGCUUUGAAGCUCAUGGCUGAUAGGACCUUGCCAGAGAGUUGGGACCGAUACGACUCUCCCGAGUUCAUCAUUCGAUAUGUGUAG
This is a messenger RNA of Colletotrichum graminicola M1.001, 2253 nucleotides long. RefSeq names its product subtilase. Gene Ontology annotation, biological process: proteolysis. Lineage: Eukaryota; Fungi; Ascomycota; Sordariomycetes; Glomerellales; Glomerellaceae. The transcript is spliced from 3 exons. Gene Ontology annotation, molecular function: serine-type endopeptidase activity; tripeptidyl-peptidase activity. The record is from RefSeq and is a predicted model, not a curated record. Gene Ontology annotation, cellular component: cell wall; membrane; cytosol. Bases 1 to 2253 code for a protein of 750 amino acids.